AACAGCCACAGCACCCUAACCUCCAUCAGCACCACCACCACCAUGAGUGAUUCAAUGAUAUAUCAAACACUGCAAACAUGUCUGCCCAAAUCGCGCCUCAUUACCCUGUGGCUAGCCUUUACACUGGCGAUGUUGAUACAGGAGCCCAGGCGACAUGCGGCCACAGUAAAUGCAGCAACCGCUGGCGGUAGUAUGUUGGGAGAUGUUAAUAUAUCGGCUAUUUUGGAUUCCUUCAGUGUCAGUUAUGACAAAAGAGUAAGACCCAACUAUGGUGGACCCCCGGUCGAAGUUGGUGUCACCAUGUAUGUGCUAUCGAUCAGCUCGCUAUCUGAAGUGAAAAUGGACUUUACAUUGGAUUUUUACUUCCGUCAAUUUUGGACCGAUCCUCGUUUAGCGUAUAGAAAACGACCUGGUGUAGAAACACUAUCGGUUGGAUCAGAGUUCAUUAAAAACAUUUGGGUACCUGACACCUUUUUCGUAAAUGAAAAACAAUCAUAUUUUCAUAUUGCAACAACCAGUAACGAAUUCAUACGUGUACAUCACUCUGGAUCGAUAACAAGAAGUAUUAGAUUAACAAUUACAGCAUCCUGCCCCAUGAAUCUACAGUACUUCCCCAUGGAUCGUCAAUUGUGUCACAUUGAAAUUGAAAGCUUCGGCUAUACCAUGCGUGACAUUCGCUAUAAGUGGAAUGAAGGACCGAACUCGGUUGGUGUCUCGAGUGAGGUCUCGCUACCGCAAUUUAAGGUCUUGGGUCAUCGUCAGAGAGCUAUGGAAAUCAGUCUUACCACAGGAAAUUAUUCGCGUCUGGCUUGCGAGAUACAAUUCGUGCGCUCUAUGGGCUAUUAUCUUAUACAGAUUUACAUACCCUCUGGACUGAUCGUUAUUAUAUCAUGGGUAUCAUUUUGGCUUAAUCGUAAUGCUACACCAGCCCGUGUAGCUUUAGGUGUCACCACUGUGUUGACCAUGACAACUUUGAUGUCAUCGACAAAUGCUGCGCUGCCGAAAAUUUCUUAUGUCAAAUCGAUUGACGUCUAUCUAGGAACGUGUUUCGUGAUGGUCUUUGCCAGUUUAUUGGAAUACGCCACUGUGGGCUAUAUGGCAAAACGAAUUCAAAUGCGAAAACAAAGAUUUAUGACGAUCCAAAAGAUGGCUGAGCAAAAAAAGCAGCAACAACUUGAUGGGGUGCAACCGCCACCCAAUCCAAAUCCGAAUACGGUGGUGGAUCAUGGCGGACAUGGGCAUGGUCAUGGCCAUCACAGCCAUGGUCAUCCUCAUGUACCCAAACAAACAGUGAGUAACCGCCCAAUUGGCUUUCAAACUAUGCAACAACAAAAUAUUGGUGGUCGCGGUUGCUCGAUAGUGGGACCCUUGUUCCAGGAGGUGAGAUUCAAAGUGCACGAUCCCAAGGCUCACUCGAAGGGUGGCACCCUCGAGAACACGGUCAACGGUGGACGUGGUGGCCCGCCCGUUGGCCCGCAUGGCCCCGGACCCCAGGGACCGCCCGGUGGACCGCCAGCCGGCGGUGGCGGAGGUGGAGGUGGAGCACCGCCCGAAGGUGGUGAUGCUGAGGCCGCGGUACCAGCUCACUUGCUACACCCGGGCAAGGUAAAAAAAGAUAUUAACAAGCUCUUGGGCAUAACACCAUCGGACAUUGACAAAUACUCCCGUAUUGUGUUUCCGGUGUGUUUCGUGUGCUUUAAUCUCAUGUACUGGAUUAUCUAUCUGCAUGUCAGCGAUGUGGUGGCCGAUGAUUUGGUCUUGCUGGGUGAGGAAAAGUAAAUGGCAGCAGGAAAAGGCAAAAGAAGAAG
Molecule: messenger RNA, 1808 nt
Organism: Musca domestica (house fly)
Lineage: Eukaryota; Metazoa; Arthropoda; Insecta; Diptera; Muscidae
Gene: Rdl
Product: gamma-aminobutyric acid receptor subunit beta
Biological process (GO): chloride transmembrane transport; nervous system process; regulation of membrane potential
Cellular component (GO): membrane; synapse; neuron projection
Molecular function (GO): GABA-A receptor activity; neurotransmitter receptor activity; chloride channel activity
Source: RefSeq, marked provisional